AUGGCGCUAGUCCCUGACUUUGAAGAACAAGGUAUAGAUGAUCUCAAGACAAUUCUUGUUCCAUUAGCACAUCAUUUGAGACCAAUGCUCCUCAAUUCAUGGAAAGAAAGAAGUAAGGUUGCAUUCACAGAAAAUGCAGAGAGAAUGAAAAAUUUACUAGAUAAUUUGCAACAAAGACUUGACGAGCCUCUCCUGAAUAUGCAGUUAUAUGAAAAAGCACUAGAUUUGUUUGAAGAUGACCAAUCAACUUCGGUGCUUUUACACCGACAUUUGUUAAGAACCACAGCUACGUCUAUGGUGGACACUCUCUUACUGAACUUGGUUCAUGGUAAAGCCCUUCAAGCUCCAGGAAGGGCCAUUUCAGUUGUCGUCUCUCAAUUGAAGAACCCUAGACUAUUUCACACCAUUUUCCCCGAUGUUUUGAAAUACAGCCAAAGAAAACAUUUUUCGAUCUUCAGCUGUAGGGAAGUAGAAUUCUCGGUUCCCAAACGCUGUCUUAAUUCACUGAGCUUAGCCGACAAUGGUUUUGUAGAUGAUGAGAGAUUGAGAAGCAGCGUCGUAAUGACGAACCUCGAUGUGGCGACUCUCAGAAACCUUUGUGUGGAUAUUGUUCUCAAUGUCCCCAAGUUGCCUCCCAAGUUGUUUCAGGAAUGGCUAGCUUAUAUGGAAGAAUUGUCCAAGUCACUUCUCGAUAAGGAUGUUGCCACCACUGUUCUUGGACAAUGUGAUGGAACUCCAUCAGUCAUUUUGUUUGGUAGACUUUGGGAGUGCCUGCGGUUUACCACCAUCAAGCAAUACUGGGAAACUGGUGGUAACUGCAAUAUGGCCAUAGCAGCAGCAAGACUGGGACUUCAUUGUGUUGCAAUUGGUCAUGUUGAUGUUCUUCAUGAUGAAGGAAUUGGUACGGUUGGGAUGAGUGACCUGAGUGACAAUGUUGACAGUUCAAGUGCUGCAUAUGAGACACUUCUAGGUUGGGUUUUGGUGGACCCUUUUCACAGACAUGGUUUUUGCAGUCAAGCAGAUUUUUGUAAAGAGCCUGCAUUCAGUUGGCUAAGCAAGCUAUCUAUUGAAGUAAAGAUGGCAAUUAAGCAAUCAAAGCUCCUGUUCUGCAAUGGUUAUGGCUUUGAUGAACUCUCCCCUUGUUUGAUUAUUUCUGCUCUGGAUUAUGUUGUUGAAACCCUAGUGAUAGGAACACUCGAAGAACAGAGAGCACUUGACAAGUUCUUGAGGAUGAGUGAUGUUCUUCUGCUAACGUCUGAGGAUGAAUCAUUGACUGGAAUAGGAAAUCCAAUACUGGCAGCCCAGGAGUUGCUCAGGAAAAGGGUCCGCACAAAAUGGGUGAUUGUUAAAAUGGGUGCAAAAGGCUCAAUUCUAAUAACCAUGUCAAAUAUAUCUUGUGCACCUGCAUUCAAGGAUCCUGAUAAGGAGUAUAGUGGCUUCAUUUUGCACAAAGGGACAUUAUUAUUUCCUACUUCAGAAGAAAUUGGUCUUUGUUUGCAAAUGAUCAAACUAUUUAAAAUGAGUCUUGUCCUUGCUUGA
Ilex paraguariensis (yerba mate) is the source of this 1539-nucleotide messenger RNA. The record is from the annotation of a GenBank genome assembly. Lineage: Eukaryota; Viridiplantae; Streptophyta; Magnoliopsida; Aquifoliales; Aquifoliaceae.